Cottoperca gobio is the source of this 5260-nucleotide messenger RNA. RefSeq names its product cyclin dependent kinase 6 (gene cdk6). Gene Ontology annotation, cellular component: nucleus; cytoplasm; cyclin-dependent protein kinase holoenzyme complex. Gene Ontology annotation, biological process: signal transduction; protein phosphorylation; regulation of cell population proliferation. Gene Ontology annotation, molecular function: ATP binding; cyclin binding; cyclin-dependent protein serine/threonine kinase activity. The coding region runs from base 966 to 1943 and encodes 325 amino acids. NCBI's taxonomy places the organism in Eukaryota, Metazoa, Chordata, Actinopteri, Perciformes, Bovichtidae. The transcript is spliced from 8 exons. The record is from RefSeq and is a predicted model, not a curated record.
CCUUGAACCUGACCCCUCAGGGCCAUAUAGGGCGAGCUUGUCACAUUGCAUCCCCGCUGGCGCAUUGUUGCCGCAGGAGUUCCUCAAUGGUUUGAGGGAGAUAGAUAGUGUGGCCGUCCAUCCAAUAAACCGCCUCUCUCCCCUCUCCGAUCCCUGCGGUGCUCCCGGUUUUGACACAGGAGACAAAACCCGCGGAGAGGACUAUGAAUGGUAAAGCACCGAGGAGGCCGAGGGAGAGCAAAAAGGAGGCGGUGAGCCUUUGUAGUCGGGGAGGAAUGCGGAAAUGUCCCCGCUCCGUGUCAAACCUCUCUGAAGGGGGUCAGGCCACAUUCAGCCGGCGUGGGAAAGCCAGGCAGAGACGGAGCUCACACAGGCGAGCGGGGCUGCAGUUGCAUAGGCCUAUCCGGGGAUAUAUGGAAGAAAAAAAGAAAAAGAAAGAAAGGAGAAAAUCCAAAGAAGAGCGUGGUUUUGGAGGGCUGUAUCACGCGUUUGCCUUUGUCCUAUGACCCCCCCAUCCUACACCCCUUCCCCUCCACACCCCCCACACACAAAGUUGCAGUGAGAGUGUGUGUGAGUUUUCGUACAGCCCUCCACCACCACCUCCUCCUUCUCCUCCUCCUCCUCCUCCUCCUCCCUUGUUGAGUGUCUCUGCCUGGACUGGUGCAGUCUGAGGGAUGGGGGAUUAGAGCCUGCACCGUCCAACUACCUGUGUGGCCCCCGCAUGGAGGACAGUGGACAGGGAUGCGUUUGAUGCAGGACAUUUUUAUCCGAGAAACUAAUGCCUCCUCAGCAUUUGAUCGGACAUGCCGACGUUACGACAUUUUAUUGACAACAUAAACCAAGGCAUUGCAUGUGCCAACUUUUUUCUGUGAAUAUGCCUUUGUGAGAAACUCUCUGGCUCGUCACCCUCGCCGGGAUUCCCCGCAAUAUUUUCAACAAGAGACGAGAGAAAGAAAUCUGCAAAAAUGGACAAAGAAAGUACUGGCACUCAAUAUGAACCAGUGGCCGAGAUUGGAGAAGGCGCUUAUGGGAAAGUGUACAAGGCGAGAGAUUUGAAGAACGGGGGACGCUUUGUAGCCCUAAAAAGAGUUCGUGUCCAGACGGAGGAAGAGGGGAUGCCUCUCUCAACUAUCCGGGAGGUGGCGGUACUGAGGCAGCUUGAAGCCUUUGAGCACCCCAAUGUUGUCAGGUUGUUUGAUGUGUGUACAGUCUCUCGGACUGACCGAGAAACCAAACUCACCCUGGUGUUUGAGCACGUGGAUCAGGACCUGACCACCUACCUGGAGAAGGCCCCUGACCCCGGAGUACCGCCUGAGACCAUCAAGGAUAUGAUGUACCAGCUGCUCCAGGGGCUGGACUUCCUGCACUCGCACCGCGUGGUUCACCGUGACCUGAAGCCCCAGAAUAUCCUGGUCACCAGCGGAGGACAGAUUAAACUGGCCGACUUUGGUCUAGCUCGCAUCUACAGCUUCCAGAUGGCGCUCACCUCUGUGGUGGUGACACUGUGGUACAGAGCCCCAGAAGUGCUGCUCCAGUCCAGUUACGCCACGCCAGUGGACCUGUGGAGUGUCGGCUGCAUCUUUGCUGAGAUGUUCAGGAGAAGACCGCUAUUUCGAGGAAACUCAGAUGUUGAUCAGCUGGGAAAGAUUUUUGAUGUUGUUGGGGUACCUUCAGCAGAGGACUGGCCCCAGGAAGUGGCACUACCACAGAGUGCCUUCACCCCCCGGCCCCCGAAGCCAGUAGAGGACUUGGUUCCAGACAUGGACGAGCAAGGACGGGCCCUUUUAAUGCAAUUCCUCGCCUUCAACCCCUCCAGGAGGAUAUCGGCCUUUGCUGCGCUCAGCCACCCCUACUUUCAAAGCGUAGACAGCCACAGUAGAAGCGUGUACGCGGCCCAGCCCAUCCCCAGCAACAAGCCCACUAUGGAGGAGAGGACUGCCUGAUAGUCCUCCUUCACCCUUAAUCAUCCCAUUCAGUGUCUAUAAAAAGUAUUCUGCGUACCCUGUCUUGGAGUUUUUCAUGUGUUAUUGUUUUUACAGCAUGAAAUCAAAGUUUAAUUGAGCUUUUUUGACACUGAUUGACAUUUAAGAUUUAUCUGUAUAAGUCAAAGUAAAUCUGUAGAAAUAGAUGUAAUUUAAGUGCAAAUAUAGAACAUACAGUGAUUUAUACAGAGGCCUUUUAUAGCCUCGAGUCUAUAUGGUUUAAUCUUCCCUCAUUCUUCUUUGCAAAAGUCCUCUGCAGUUUUCAAGUUCUGCAACAAAUUCUGUCUGGAGUGGGAUUUGGCCCCUUGUGUGUUGUCCUUGUCGGUUUUAAGAUUUUUGGUCGUUGUCCUACUUAAAAAAAGAAAAGAAAAAAAGCUAUUCUCACAACACGACAGCAUUUCUUCCUCUAGGAUUCUUCCCGCUCAACCAAUGCUACAACAUGGUGCUACUAACACCAGGCUUUGCAUGGCAUUUAGUUUUUUAGUCAAAUAGCUAGAUUUAGGUGUCAUCCUACCAUAGAGCCCUUGUUUACUCCCACAUGCCUUUGGGCAAAUGCAAGCAGGAAAUUUAAUGCGAUUUUUCAACAGUGGGCUGCUCUUUGCCAAUUGGCCGUUAAGAUAGAAAUGCACCAAGGCAGCAGUUGCUGUGGGCUUAAAAUCUCCCAUUUCACUUAGGGGACCCUGUACCCCCGUCAGUGUCCACAGACCUCAUUGUGGCUUUAAUGCCUCUUCAUAACCCUUUAGUUUUUGAGGAUGACCUGCUCUAGACAGAUUUGUACUCUUCCUUCAUAUUUCACUAGUAUCCUUCCAUUGAUUGGUUCUUUGCAAUAACCUUGUUGUAGGUUGGUGUGAUGUUUUCCUAGUUUAGUUUAUGCCAGCUGUCCCUGCAGAUACAGAUGCAUUUCACUAAAACAAUCUUUACAUUACACACGUGUGGUUCUACCCAUCUUUGAACCUACUAAAAUACAGUUGACCGUGUGUCAUAGUUAAGAAGGGUUAUACUUUUAAUUUAGAUCCAUUUGUAGAGAUUUGUUUCCUCCUAAUUCUUGCAGAGACAUUUCUAUUACAAUCGGUGUCAAAAAAGCUGAAUCAACUGUGAUUUUGUGUUGUACAUAAAAACAAAACAUGAAAUAGACCAAGGGGGAAAUACUUUUUUUUUUUAAUAGUCAAUGUACUAAGCUCUAGGAAAGUACUCUUAAAGAGAGGGUAACGAUAGUGUCAAGAAAGAUGACACCAACCUUCUCACCCCCUGAAAAAAUGCACAAAAGCUAUCCUCCUUCCAUGAACUGAUGGAUUGUAAUUGCUGCUUUUAGGUUGUUAAAUGUUGAUGAUUGACUGUGUUAACAAUGCAAAGAGACUUGCAUCUCAGAUUGACUGGUAGUAGUGGGGCAAGCGGACUUUAGAGGCCAUGAAGCAGAGGCCUCUUUAUGACCAGUGUUUAGCCUCACAAGAGCCCUCUUGCCUGGGGGACCGGACCACACAGGAUUCUGAGAGGACUACAUGGAUCUCACCUGCCUUUACGCUUAACUGUGGGUAUGUACAGUGAGCAGAUAUACAGUACAAGCAUGCUCACAGAUACGUACGCAUUUAGUGUGUACACUACCACUGACAUUAGCACGCUCAUGUACACGCCUACUUAUUGAAACGUUAUUGGGCAUUACAAGCCAGCCACUCACUGCCAAGUCGUGUCCAUAGACUGUAUAAACAUGGGUUGUGUCUUAUCAUUCUAGUCCUACGUGUAUUAUAAUACUGCCACCUUGAGGAUGUCCUGAGUAACUGCAGACCAGUAGCGGGAUUCUAAUGGUUUCUGCACUCAAGGAACUCAUCAUAAUGGGCUGAAAUCAGUGCUGAGACAAUGAUGAAAGAACCUUAUAGAAAUGUUCCUGCCACUCGCUAGUCUGCCAUCAUGGGCUUUUUAUCAUUAUAAGAUACAAGUAUAAUUUACUAUCCAAAUGUUACCACAGGCUUGCAAUAGGUGGAGAAAGUCCCACCAGCACUAUUCAUCAUGAAUACAUACAUUUGGCACAGAAUGGUGUCGCCAAUAUUCUGUAUUUAAUUUUAAUUUUAUUGACAAGUCCUAUAUGCUUGUUUUUUUGUUGUUUUUUUAAAGAUGCUGGGGCAUAAAAUAUUCUUACACCAAUUACACCAACUCUUUAGACGAUUAUAUAAUUUGUGUAAGAAUAGUUUGACAAUGUAAGGAAUGUAUAAAGGAUAGGCAUUGGUACUGUACAGUAUAGAGUGCUAAGUACACGCUGUAAUGAUAGAAAACUUUUGAUACGUGCAUCGUCAGUCCAUAGAUAUGUCGUUAAAAUGGAUAGAUGUAGAGUAGCGAGGGUCAGUGGAAUGUUGUUUGGCAUGAGUAUUUUUGUCUAUUGAAAAUAAUGGGUGGGCUCUGUGGGUGCUUGUUGAAUUUCAUUAGCUUUGGGCCGAGAGCUAUGAAUUUUACAGUGGUUUUGAUAAUGAAAUAAUGCACGAAUAUUUUGUGUACAGUUUUUGCUUUAUUUUAAAGUCAGUCCAGUUAUAUUCAAAUUCAGUUUGUUUCUUUUAUCAGCAAGGAAAAAGCAAGUUAUGCAGAGUUGUAUUUUUGUAUGUAGUAGUUCUUGCAGAACAGUAACAUAUUUUAACACUGGUUUACGUUUCCUUAACAGGUAGUGCUGCUAGCACACACACACAGACACACUCUCCGACUUUCUCAGGUUCUUGUUAUGGUCAUCCGAACAUUUCGGGCACAGUUUGCACAUCCCUGGGCUACUAACUGACCAUAUCACAACUCUUUCAGGUUUUCUUUCAAGCUGUUCCAGGAUCAUGUCAUUGAUCAUAUUCUACUGUCAUUCCUAUUUAUCAAAUAUGUUACUGUAGUCAUUACUGUCUGAAGAUAACUGCCUGUAUCAUCUGUUUUUGCCGGCAACUUUUAAUUGCUAGAUGGCGAACGCAAUUUAGAUUCAUGUAUAAUUGUCUGCUUGACUAAGCACUGUGUGAAUUUUCUAUUUGAUAACGACUCACAUCUGGUAUCAGUGGUGCGUUCAAUGUAAUGAAAGCUCUAAAUAGAAUUAAAAUAAUGACUUUUAAUACAUUUUAUACAUUUCAAAACUGAAGUCCACUGUUGAUCUAUUGUAUAACUGAAAUUACACAUAUGUUCCUGUGUCACGUUUGUUUUUAGCAUAAUGGAAAUGGCAACUAGGAACAACAGAAUCAUGGCAUUAUACUUGUGUAUGAAUGCAAGCAUUGGUGUCUUAUUAUUGUGUUGCACCAGUUGAAUAAAAAGCAGCUUUUUGUGAA